GCAGAGGGUUCUGAUUUUGCAGGAUCAGGAUUUUUUCUUUACUCAUGUCACUGGAGAGCCAGGAAGGAACGCGUCGCUGGCUGUCGCCCCAUCGCCAUCCUGUACUUAUAACAUAGCCGUUCAAAUGAGUGUGUGCCAUUCCUUCUCUGCCAUUGGAUCACUUCUGAUCGGAGGACAGACUAUAACGGAAAAUGCGCUGAGCCAUUGGUUCAUAUGUUUCAGUUUAACUCCUCCAAUCGGAAAAGCUCUAUAGAUUUCCUGAUUUUUUUUAAAUACGUGCAGAGCUGUGCUCGCAUAAACGCCAUUAUCCUGACACUGUUUUAUCAUCAACAACCAUAUUUAAACCAUCAUGUCUGGUAGAGGGAAAACCGGAGGCAAAGCCCGAGCAAAGGCCAAGUCUCGCUCCUCUCGGGCGGGACUCCAGUUCCCGGUGGGUCGCGUCCACAGGCUACUGCGCAAAGGCAACUAUGCGGAGCGCGUCGGGGCCGGGGCUCCGGUGUAUUUGGCUGCCGUGCUGGAGUAUUUGACAGCUGAGAUUCUGGAGCUGGCCGGAAACGCUGCCAGGGACAACAAGAAGACCAGGAUCAUCCCACGGCACCUCCAGCUGGCCGUGCGCAACGACGAGGAGCUCAACAAGCUGCUGGGAGGUGUGACCAUCGCGCAGGGAGGCGUGCUGCCCAACAUCCAGGCUGUCCUGCUCCCCAAGAAGACGGAGAAACCGGCCAAGAGCAAGUAAAGACUCCCCGCUGGCCUCGAAGUCAUUCGGGGCCAAAGGCUCAGCUGGGAACCGGCUGAUUUCAAUAGCAGUGUUUGUUUUUCUGCUUAUGGACGAACAACCUUCCAAACAGGGGGCAAUGUGUGGUGUUGCUGUUUCUUCGUUGUAAACAUCCACUCGCUUCUCAUCGGGACUAUUCAUAGACUGCUGUGUAGCCACUGUUGUGUUGUUGGUGUGGGAAAUGGAGGCGCUCUCUACAGGCUGGGGAUAAUGAAGACCUCGGCAACAAGAAGGGGGGAAUCCCGUUCUCAAAAUGGACCAAUUCUUGGGGGAGGUUUUUUUUAUUUUCGCAUUGCUGCUACAAAACGUGCUAAAUUGUGGUAUGGAUUAUGUGAUGUUCAAAUAAAUAUCCUGCUGCCUUCUGGCACAGAGCGAAUACACCCAGGCUUUUUUUUGUUUUCAUCCGGAGACCUGCAGUUUGUCUUUGUGAGGCAUGGAUGAGCUCCAUCUUCUCUGACCCCAAAGUGCUACAGCUGUGUUCUUCCUCCACUUCAAUUUACACCUUUUACACUUUCAGCUCAUUGUGUUUGUAGCUAAGUUGAUCAGUGGAAAUGUGUUGGUUGGAACGUGAUUAUUUGUCAGUUAUACUUUUGUUAUUAAUACAGAGGUUAAAAACAUUGAGAUCAAUUGAGGUUAUUGUGUGAUUUGCAGCCACUUGUUUUUUAGGUCCCUGACUCUAUCUCUCCUGUGUGAGGGGGACACUGUUGUUUCACACAUUCUACGCUGUGUUGCCUCAGAAUUGUUUGAAACAAAUUGAAAUCCGGAGAAAAGUUAAUCCUAAAGAUUACAACUAGUGUGCAAGCUAUUACAACAUAUGCAUCGGCCUGUUGUCUGCCUGUAGAGAGGUCUGAGUGCAGGGGCAGUGAGAGAACAGGGUUUUAAUUAAACUUUCAAUUUAAG
Pleuronectes platessa (European plaice) is the source of this 1675-nucleotide messenger RNA. RefSeq names its product histone H2A. The record is from RefSeq and is a predicted model, not a curated record. Gene Ontology annotation, cellular component: nucleosome. Gene Ontology annotation, molecular function: protein heterodimerization activity; DNA binding; structural constituent of chromatin. NCBI's taxonomy places the organism in Eukaryota, Metazoa, Chordata, Actinopteri, Pleuronectiformes, Pleuronectidae. Bases 350 to 736 code for a protein of 128 amino acids. The transcript has a single exon.